Messenger RNA from Jatropha curcas, 1236 nucleotides. NCBI's taxonomy places the organism in Eukaryota, Viridiplantae, Streptophyta, Magnoliopsida, Malpighiales, Euphorbiaceae. The record is from RefSeq and is a predicted model, not a curated record.
AUGAAACAUAACCAUGAAGUUAGCAGACAAGAGAUAACAAGCGCCCAUUGCCUAAAGGCGGUGGAGCUUAGAGCUCUUCAUGCUGCUCUGAUACCACGGAAACAGCCCGCCAAUCUCAAAUCUCUUCUUCCUCCCCUGUUUUCACGCCCUGUUUCUCACAUUUCAAAAUCUGUAAUCUCUUGCAAUAGAUGCCAAGCCUGCACUGUUACCUCUGAUUAUGAAAAUGUGACCACCAAGAACACAAGCAUCUAAAUUGUUGUUUCGCAUGGACAGAGUUCUCACUCAUCCGUUCUACCACAACAACCAAAAAAUCGUGGAAUGAUUUCCUUGUUGGUUUCCAAAGUUGAAGGAAAAAGUACAAGAAUGAGAAAUUCACCUAACGAACAGAAUCUGGAAGAAGUUUCGCAGAUUUUCAAGGACAUAGGGAUAUUAUCAAUUGAAACAUUGAAAAGAGAAUUGACAGAAGCAAAUGAGAAUAGAGAUGCAGCUUAAAUGGAAGUUGCUGAGAAUGAAAUCUUCAUUAGGGGAACUGAGGCAGAAAGCUCCGAGUACUUGGAGAAGUUAUUGGGUGAGAGCUAGAAAGCUCUCAGGCAAGCCACACUAACAAAAGGCUCACCAGUAAUUGACAAGAUGAUAAGAAGAGGGAAAAUCCAACGAGAAAAUUUAAUGCCGGUAAGUGAAGAAGUAUGGUGGAAGGGUUUUUGCAGAUAGUAUCAGAAGCAAAGAUUGUCUGUUAAAACAAUUUAUGCAAAAAUACUUGUGGGACAGAUUGAGGAAAACAGACGGCACUCUAUGGACAACGCUGAAUUUUUGCUCCUUCAACCAUAUAACUCUCUCUCAAAUUCAAAGUACUCUAAGCAGUUAAUUAUAUCAUCUGGAAGCUAUAAGAACCAAUCUCUUUACCAAAAUUUGAGAAUUCUGUAUUCUCAAAAGAAGGUUCACCAAAGCAAUCUAGACCCUCAACAAGACCGCAAAAGCGCAAGUUUGCAAUCAAUUUGUUGAUUGAGGAAUUUUAGCUGGAAUGAAGUUUUAAGAAAAGGGACUAAAUAUUACGAUGAAGAUUUUAGUAGAUUCUGUGAUCAAAGAAAAGAGUGCAUCAUUACAACUAUGAAUUGGACAAGGCCAUGGCCCAACAACUUCCUUCAGCAUUUUUUGUUGCUGGCUAAAUGCAUAUGGUUGCUUCAUUUAUUGCUUUUUCAAUUCAAUCCACAACUGGGAAUUUUUUGUAAGGAUUGA